CCGCGCGUGGCUCUACGGAGUCCCUCUGGAUGCACAGGCGAGAUGGCCCUAGUGGGCGCCUCCGCCCCAUUUCCUCGCUUCGUCCAAGCCCUCCUCCAUCCCAUCCUCGCGAGUGAGGGAUAUCAAGAAUCAGUUACGAAUGGGGCGGAAAGGGCAAGUAUAAUAAUAACCAGUCGAGAGCUCCCAGGUAAGUUGAUACUCCCUCCAACGCAAAAGCGACAGACAUUCAUCUACUUCCCCCUUCCCAAAUCCCUCAAACACAUCCCACCUCGAUCUAUCUCUCAUACCAGCCCCAAUUCGAUCGCCACGAUGGUUUCCCUGACGACAACGCUCCUGUCCCUCCUCCCCCUCGUCGCCAGCCUCGUCGGCGCCACGCCCAUCGACAAGCGCCAAACCUCGACCGUCUCGGCGACGUUCAUCGGGGCGGCCGACGCGCAGUACACGCUCCAGAUCCCCGCCAACAGCGAGUGGUUCCCCACGGACAACCCGCUGAGCAUCUCGCACAUCCAGACCUCGGCCGGCGCGUCCUGUGCCUUCUUCGGCAUAGACGGCGCCGUCAUCGCCCUCCCCGCCGCCGGCGGCUACGUCGACGUCGGCCCGCCGCAGACCAUCGCCGGUGGCGUCUGCGGCCCGUUCCCAGGCCAGAACUAUGGCAUGUGGUGAUUUGUGAUUGCCCAAGUUGUUCUCUCGGUCUCGAGGAUUUUCUUUGGUCUCAGGCAUACAUUUCACGGGAGGAGUUUUUGCCCCAACCUUUUUUCCCGGGGGCUGAAUUUGUUCCGUCACUCUUGUCUUAUUAGCUGAAUAGAUGAAAAGGUGGUGGUGUUUUGUGGACGGCGCCGCUCGUGUGACAUUCGGCAUUACCCCAGCUUUUACGAUUCUCUAAUGCAUACCCUCCAGUCGGUCAGUCGGUCAGAAGAAAAAACUAGACAAAUUGACAAUUACAUCUUAAACACUGAAAGCGCGAUGAGAAUGUUCCUGAGGAUCUUGUUCAACUGUGGCAUUGUGGCGUCCCAUGCACGCAAGCACGCAAGCAAGAGCAACCUGC
This is a messenger RNA of Cladophialophora immunda, 1045 nucleotides long. RefSeq lists its product as uncharacterized. NCBI's taxonomy places the organism in Eukaryota, Fungi, Ascomycota, Eurotiomycetes, Chaetothyriales, Herpotrichiellaceae. The record is from RefSeq and is a predicted model, not a curated record. The transcript has a single exon. The coding region runs from base 43 to 663 and encodes 206 amino acids.